AUGUCUUCAAUCCUGAGAAGCCCGAACACCGGCGUCACACCAGACCAAGCGGGCUGUUGGGUUGUGACCGAAUUUGGCAUUCCAUCCAUGCUGCAAUGGAAACCUUGGUACCAAAUUCCCGAACUCUCCGCCGACAAAGUUCUUGUCCGCAUCAUCGUUGCUGGAAUUGCUGGGGUGGACAACAUUCAAAGAGCAGGCGGCUAUCCUCACCCUGAUACCAUCAAGCCGGGAUUCACACCAGGAUAUGAUUUUGUGGGCGAGAUCGUCGCAUUCGGUGAAUCUGUGCCACAGGAUAUACAAUUGGCUCCUGGAGAUCGUGUUGUCUCCUUGUGCACCACCGGCGCUCAUGCCACCCAUAUCGUCAUAUCAUAUACGAAACUUAUACGUAUUGAACGUACUGAUGAUCCUUUGAAAGUUGCAUCCCUACCACUUAACUAUAUGACGGCCUGGGGCUUGCUCAACCGCAGCGGAGUCCAGCUCAAGCCUGGUUCGAGUAUUUUGAUCGGCUCUGCGAGUGGGGGCAUUGGCACUGCUGUUGCGCAGCUAGUCACUGCGUUUGACAUGAAGAUCAAGAUGAUCGGGACUUGCUCGCCCUCUAAAUUUGACUAUCUGAGAUCACUCGGUGUGGAACCGGUCGACCGCAAUGCUCCUGAUCUUGUCAAACAGGUACGGGCAUUGGCCAACGAGGGCGUCGACGUCGCGUAUGAUGGAGUUUGCAGCGAGGAUAGUCUCCAAAAGAGCUUAUCUGCAACAAAGGACAAUAUCGGAAGGGUCGUUGUAUUUGGAAUCAUGUCAGAGAUUGCUGCGGAUGGUAGCGCGAUGCAGCAUAGUGUAGCUGAGACACUUGCAGCGCGGCUGCAGCCGCGUAUGAGCUUUGGUGGUAUUGGAUCAGGGUUCCCCACCUUUCAUGGCGCUUCGCUCGUUGAAUUCAAAGCGAUUUUGGAAAAGGUCCGCAGAAAUAAGCUCACGCCGAGUAUUGCUAAGCUUUUUCCAUUGCGCGAUGCUGUUGAAGCUCAUGAACAUCUUGUCUCGGGAACUGCGGUCAAGGGUAAGAUGCUGUUUCUUGUUGAUCCGGAUCUAGCAAUUCAGUAUGGUGUAGCCAAAACCUCUGACCGGACAUGCCGUGGUAUUCAUGAACAAAACUAG
Penicillium cosmopolitanum is the source of this 1146-nucleotide messenger RNA. Its product is annotated as quinone oxidoreductase family protein. The coding region runs from base 1 to 1146 and encodes 381 amino acids. Gene Ontology annotation, cellular component: cytoplasm. Gene Ontology annotation, biological process: cellular response to oxidative stress. Gene Ontology annotation, molecular function: quinone reductase (NADPH) activity. The transcript has a single exon. The record is from RefSeq and is a predicted model, not a curated record. Lineage: Eukaryota; Fungi; Ascomycota; Eurotiomycetes; Eurotiales; Aspergillaceae.